AUGCCUGUGCUCUCCCGUAUCCUGUCGAUCGCCUUGCGCGCGGUGGAAAUUAUCUGCGGCGCGAUCGUGGCUGGUAUCAUCGGCUACUAUCUUAACUCUUUCGACAAACUGGAAGCGUGGCCCCAGGCUCGGUGGAUCUACACCGAGGUGGUCGCUGCCGUAUCGAUCAUCCUUGGUUUUCUCUGGCUGAUUCCUUGCUCUUUCGGUUUCUUCUCCUGGCCUUUCGACGUUAUCAUCUCGUGCGCCUGGUUCGCCGCUUUUGGUAUCCUCGUCGAUGCCAUCCACAGGUUCAGCUGUGGAAGUAUCUGGCACUGGGGAGGCAUCACCCAUGGCGAUUCUUGCGGUCGCUGGAAAGCCGCCGAGGCCUUCAGUUUCAUUUCCGCCUGCGUAUGGAUGGUGUCUGGCAUUGUGGGCAUUUGGUUUACCUUCCGCUCCCGUCGUUCCAGUGGUCUCCGCUCCGCCGUUUGA
This is a messenger RNA of Aspergillus campestris IBT 28561, 468 nucleotides long. Its product is annotated as MARVEL domain-containing protein. Gene Ontology annotation, cellular component: membrane. The transcript is spliced from 4 exons. The record is from RefSeq and is a predicted model, not a curated record. Lineage: Eukaryota; Fungi; Ascomycota; Eurotiomycetes; Eurotiales; Aspergillaceae. The coding region runs from base 1 to 468 and encodes 155 amino acids.